GUUAAAACCCGGGUACACGUUAAUCCACAGUGGACACUUCACUGUCAUUUUCUGGACAAAGCACGUGCUCCUGAAGUCCUCGCCGUCAUCGACAGCUGAUUUCCAGGAAGUGACCGCUUACGGAGGUGUCAUAUGAAGGCAGAUUACAGCAGGUUACACCAUUCAUUCCACUGUUUGACUUAGAGUCGGUCCACACAGCAGCGUACACCGGUGAAAAAGAGGAGAAAUAAGUCCUACCGAAUCAUGGAGACCAGCUGUCAGGAUUCACCCCGCUCCUCCUGGAGAGACUGCUUCGUAUUCAAGCGGAUCCGCAUGUUGGUUCCGGUCGGGUUCAAGGCAGAAAUAAUCGAGCUGUGUAAACUGUCUGGACCAGUGGUGAGUAUCCCACCUGUGUAAAGCUGGCUAAUAUCAGUGUCCACUCAAUAAUUGUAUUGAUAAAAGUCAAAUGGGCCCUCGAAUCAUUAAUGAUAUGUUCCCUCACACUCUUUCUGGUCAUUUUUAUUAUUCUCUAGUUUUUGGCCCAGCUCAUGAGUUUUGCUGUGAGUUUUGUGAGCACUAUUUUCUGUGGACACCUUGGGAGGGUAGAGCUGGCAGGAGUUACUUUGGCCAUAGCAGUAAGUACAAAAAAAAGGGAAUAUUCAGUUUAAAAUUAAAACAUCUGAGCAGAAUAACAUUAUUCACCUUAUAUUUUAUCCUCAGGUAAUCAAUGUUACUGGAGUUUCUAUUGGGGUUGGUUUGGCGGCAGCUUGUGAUACUCUCAUUUCUCAGGUAGGACCCCACAGACACAGUUUUCUUAUUCUCUGAAAGAAAAAAAUGAUAAACACAAACAAAGAAUAACUUGUGUUUUUUCAGACCUAUGGAGGCCGUAACCUCCUGAAAGUCGGGGUGAUUCUGCAGAGGGCUAUUCUCAUUUUGCUUCUGGCCUGUUUUCCCUGCUGGGCAAUCCUCAUAAACACAGAACCUCUUCUGUUGGCUGUCAGACAGGAACCAGCGGUGGCCAGGUCGGUCUCGUCUAACUUUACCAGUUUCCCACACCUAUAUUUGUUAUUCGUUUUAUUUCCCUUUGUUUGUUAUUAUUGAAAAGUUAUUGUAACACUCUCUCCCCAGGCUGUCUCAGUUGUAUGUGAAGAUUUUUAUGCCAGCACUUCCAGUGAGUGAGACUUGUAUUUCUUUUACAAUUGGGAUUUCUACGCACUUCCACACCUUACCAAGUACAUGUGUGGAUGUAGAAUCAAUAAAUAAAAUAUGAUCUAUUUUGUUUCUCUUCAGGCUACAUUCAUGUAUUCAUUACUCACAAGAUAUCUGCAAAACCAGGUAGGUGCAUAAAAGAUAACAUUAGGUUACCUAGCAACAAGUUAAAUAAGAUUUUGAGAGCAAACACAUACCCUGUGGUUGGUUUUCUUAUAUUAGGAAUAUUAUUUUGUCAGCUAUCUACUCUUGAGUCUUUGCCUGACAUUACUAACAAUUGACACACGUUCAAGGUUUUGCAUGUUAAAUAAGUUUCUCCUCUUUUUUCUUUUGUUUUUGCUCUGUAGGAAAAAAACUUGGACACAUUCCUCCAGAUGUGUUAACAAUUUAGACAUCUUAACUCAAAUGACAGAAAUACCAGGAACUAUAAACCUGUUAUUUGCCAAGGACAGUGAACCAAAUAUGUGUGAAACUAUGUUUAGUCUGUAUGAUAGCAGUCACUGGUUUAAUUCCCAGCCUUCAUUCCUUGUCAUCCUCCCCACAUUCCCUGUCUCCCUUCAGCUGUCCUGUCAUGUCCUGUUUAGCAGAGGAUAUUAAUAUCUGUGUCUUUUCUCUCCUAGGGUAUCAUAUGGCCACAGGUUAUCACAGGGAUUGUUGUCAACCUCCUCAACGCCCUCGUCAACUACGUCUUCCUUUAUGCUCUGGAUAUGGGAGUGGCGUGAGUAUUCCCUGUUGACUCUUCCAGGAGCGUCAUACAUCAUUUCUACUGUCAUACAACCAAUAACAUGAAACAUGUCACCAUGUUACAGAGGUUCUGCUGUCGCCAACACCCUCUCCCAGUACUCCUUAGCUACUGUACUAUAUUCUUACAUAAUCUGGAAGGACCUUCACAAGGCUACAUGGGGGGGUAAGUACAAGAUUACCACAGUGAGAUGUGACCUCGCUUAUAAGCAGAGUUCUUGCACAAGUAUGUGUUUACAGAAAUCACAGACUUUCCCUGGAAACAGACAAAAAGUGCUGUUCAGUCAUUCAAGAAAAUACAGUCAAUACAGUCAAGAAAGUGCGGGAUGUAGUCAAAAAGACCCCCUGCUCCUUUAACUGUAUCAUCAAAGUUUAAAAAAGUAUAUCUAUUUCUCCUUUGUUCGAAACACGAUGUCCACCACCACUGUGAGUAAGCAAUGCUGGUCCUUUCAGAGCAGGGUUAUCUUACUGGACAAGAAAGAGAAAACAGCCUUGUUUUUGCAAGGUAUUUAAUAACAAGUGAUACGUUUGACUGUGAAAAGUCAGCAGGAUCAGAUUUGUCACUAUCCCAGUAUGAGGAAGACAAAAAAGAGCAGGGGCAGUUUUGUCCAAACUGACCUAAACCAAAACUUCCCAAAGGAGCUUUAAGCCUGACAUGAACUCACUUCUGUCUCCACAGGCUGGUCCAAAGAGUGCCUGCAGGAUUGGGGUUCUUACAUCCAGCUGGCCAUCCCCAGCAUGGUCAUGCUGUGUGUUGAGUGGUGGACGUAUGAGAUUGGAAGUUUUCUGGCUGGUAAAGUCACGUCUUCCUUUGAUUUAUUUUUAAACCAUUCAUGUGAACUCAGGUUGGACUAAAAUCUAACAGCUGUUUCUGAUUAACAGGUCUGAUCAGUGAGGUCGAACUUGGAGCUCAGUCAGUCGUAUUUGAACUGGCAAAUGUUGCAUACAUGGUAAUUUCUACCAAACAUUUAAAGUACAUUAAAUUGUAAAGAAUAAGCUGAAUUAUCCAAUGGUUGUACUUGAUUUUCUGUAACUUUUUGUCUUUUUAGUUCCCCAUGGGUUUCAGUAUAGCUGGUAAUGUGAGAGUGGGGAAUGCAUUGGGAGCUGGAGACACAGAGCAGGCCAAGCUGUCUGCUAAACUAACAAUGUUCUGUGCAGGUCAGUGCGCCAUUAAAUACCACUCAUGCUUUGAUUUAUAGGAUUUUUCAAAUGUUCAAUGCAUAGAUUUUAAAAAAGAGUGGAAUUAGUUAUAUUUCAUAUAUAUCUCUGCUUGAAUGAUCGAGUAACAUUGCAACACAGUCAUCCAUGAGAAAUAACAAGAGCGCACUCUGGAUUCAAUUCCACAAUCUCAGUCAUUCAAACCUGUCGUUCACCUUAAGAAGGCAUGCAUAGUUUUCUUUUUCCUUCUUGCUCCUUUAGCAUUGUCUCUAAACUUUUUUGUUAACAUCUCACAGCAGUUUUUAUGAUUAUUGUAUGUAAAAUAAGCUCAUGGAAACAACAUUUUUGCAGAGACAGGAGAAGUGUGGUCAUAAAAAACAUCUUUUUUGUCCUUUUUGACACUUAUUGGGUGUUUCUUUGAUAAUUAUUUUGCAAUUAAAAGCUUAAUCCUAGUGAAAUUAAUCCAUCAUCAGUACUACGAGGCCUAUGCCGAGAACGAAGAGUGGAGGAUUUAAAAUGUUCGUUAUAUAAUAUGUUUGUGAAGUCCUCAAUUAAUCUGUCCCCUCUCCAGGACAGCUCAGAUGAACUACUGUAUUUUGAAGUGAUACACAGAGUAUUAUAGAAACACAUUUAACCUCCUUCACUGGGCUUUUACCCUGUUUUCAAUCGCUUUUCAACAGUAAUCAGUAUCAGCGCUCACCGGAAGGACAAAUCAUCAAAGAUUUAUGUCAAACCAUUUUGUCCACAUGAAAACCUGACAGUUCAUCGCAGUGACUUUGAGCUCCUGAUGUGCUCCAGCAGAGCUUCUCAUUAGCAAACAGCAAAAGACAGUAGUUGUCCUUUGUGUCAAUGUGUCUGAAAAGAGGAUAAAUCAUUCCAGCGCUGUUUGAAAGCUGCUCUUAGUGGAUCAUUUAUUCUGUUACUCUUUAUCGCAGGGUCGGUGUCCAUAUGUCUGGCAGUUUUCAUCGGGGGCCUGAAGGACCAUAUUUCUUAUGUCUUUACCUACGAUGAGUAAGUAUGUCAUAAUGUCAGCUGAGGGGAGGAGUUUAAACAGUUUGUGUCCUGGGUGUGAGGGGUCUACAAUGUUUCCUGACUCUGGAUGUAGGGCAGGUUGGCCUAGAUUAUUUUUUCUGCAGUCUUGAUUUUGUGUUGCGGUCUUUAUCGGUCUUUAAGAGUCUGGGUGAGAGGACAGGCUGAGCUGAGUGACCUUUGGUUAUGAUGUUAUAUAUUACCUGACGGUGCACUUUGCUCACACGCUUGUUUACAUAAUUCCUUGUAAGCGUUUCUGAUUGUUGCGCUUUAUGACGGGGAAUUACAAUAUAACUGUUAAACUCCGGCUAGUCAUACAUUUAUGAUGUUAUAUAUCACGGCGCCUAACUAUGUCACGCUGAAAGGAAAUGAUGUCAUCCCUCAUGUCAUGCUACAGAGUAAACUCUGAGUCUUAUCUUUCAGACAAAUCAGGGAAAGGGUUGCAGAUGUCAUAUCUUUCUAUGCUCCGUUUCUCCUCCUCGAUGCAAUGUCUGUAAGUCCCUGCACCAUCUAGUCCACCACAGACUGGAUAACAUGCUUAUUGACUGCUGUAUUUGUAUUCCCACCAUGCAUUAACACUGCUCUCACUUGUUUUUUGUCCAGGCUGCCUCAGGGGGAAUCAUAAGGGGGGCAGGUAAACAGAAAGUUGGAGCUAUCUGCAACCUUGUGGGGUACUAUGGUAUAGGUUUCCCUAUCGGAGUGUCCCUGAUGUUUGCAGCAAAGUUGGGAAUUAAAGGUGAAAUAAUUCAAGCUGAGGAAUUUCUCGUUUCCACUGUCUUUAAAGUGAGAUAUCCAGCAGGAAAUCAACAUCUUUGCUCCUCUUAAAAUAAGAUGUAAAACUCUUUCCCCUCAGGUUUGUGGACAGGUUUGUUUGUCUGCGGAUUUCUGCAGAGCACAUUUCUGAUUUCCUACCUGGUGAGGAUGAAUUGGAAGAAAGCCACAGUGGAGGUUAGUAUUCAGAAGGUUAACCCUCCCUAUUCUAAACAGCCUCAGGCUUUUUCCUUAAGCGUCGAAGCUGACACAUUGUUUUUCUUCCAGGCUCAAACCAGAGCAGGAGUGCAAGGGAGCGCCUCAGGUACGAGUGAAAGAGUCUGAUUCGUUCCUGAUAAAAAAAAAAAAAAGCAGUUCUUCCUCAGGAGACGGUUUUGUUUAAAGGAAAUGUACCGUAAUGUAGUGGUUUGUUUAUAUGAAUAAAAAUAUGGAUGUAGCUUCAAGUCAUACUGAAACAAAAGCUUUAUCCUCCAGUGUGAUCACUUAUAUCAUGUUUGUAUUAACAGGUCCUCAGUCAGAUGAUCCACACGCCCCAGCUGACAACAUGGACCUGGUAGUCUCUGAGGCAGCUGUGAAAUCAGUGGAGGAGGAGCUCCCUUUCAGGACUCUGGUCCUCCGUCGGGGUCUCACUGUGGCUCUCAUGCUCUUCAUCCUGGCUGUUGGAAUCAUUAUAAACUUACUAAUCACUAACUUGGUUACAUGAUUACAGGGAAAGUUGUAUGUGCAGGGUAAAGUUGCUCGUUAACCAACGAUGAAAUGCAUGACCCAGGUGUCUGCAUGGCGGUAUGUCACUGCAGGACGUGCAGAGGGAAGGCACAGAUGAGCAGAAAGCAGACCGAGCUCUUUGCUUGGUUAAUCUUUCAAGGCAAAAUGUUGCAUUUGAUGAAGAUAUUUCCCAAUGAAUCAAAUAGUUUUCCACAAGAGAACCAAUCAAACUACAAAGUUUGUAUUUGAAAAAUUAAACCGUAAAAACUGGGGUUAUCUCAGAG
Xyrichtys novacula (pearly razorfish) is the source of this 5876-nucleotide messenger RNA. Lineage: Eukaryota; Metazoa; Chordata; Actinopteri; Labriformes; Labridae. The record is from the annotation of a GenBank genome assembly.